Molecule: messenger RNA, 3187 nt
Organism: Phyllopteryx taeniolatus (common seadragon)
Lineage: Eukaryota; Metazoa; Chordata; Actinopteri; Syngnathiformes; Syngnathidae
Product: protein-lysine 6-oxidase-like
Exons: 7
Coding region: 90-1301 (403 amino acids)
Biological process (GO): peptidyl-lysine oxidation
Molecular function (GO): copper ion binding; protein-lysine 6-oxidase activity
Source: RefSeq, a predicted model, not a curated record
GGGCAGGACGUUGACGCGCGUGGACUCUUUUAAUUGUUCUCUUCCAAGAGGGUUUUUUUUUUUUUUUUAGGCUUGUAGUUGUGGUUGCCAUGGCAAUUGCGUCUCUUCUCUUCUUCUCUCUUUCCCUGCGCGGACUCGUCCAAGUCAUCAGCGGGCAGCAGCAGGAGGGGCGGCCCGAGCCGGCGCGAGCCGCGAGCCCCUGGCGUCACCGCAUCCAGUGGGAGAACAACGGCCACAUCCACAGUCUUGUGAGCACCGGCUCCGCGUUCCAGGCUCCGGCGCGCGUCUACGUCAGCAGCCGGAGCAGGGGGAGGAGCCAAGCCGGCGCCCCCGGAGCGCGUCGGGCGCGCCCGGCGGCGCCACCGUCGCGGAGGGAUCCGUUCGGGUGGGCCGACGGUCUCGCCGUGGGCGGUUCGGUGCCGCGCGGACGUGAGGAAGAAGCGCCUGCCUUCAGGCGCCCGGCAGGGGGGGAGCCGGGCCCCCCCGCGAUGUUCCACCAGCUGGAGGAGAACGCUUCGGACCAAGCGCAGGGCAUGUUUAACGACGACGACGACACGCUGCUGCAGUCGCCCCACGGCAAUUCGGUGUUGUACAACAUGUACCCGCCCGGGGGGCGAGCAGGGGCCCACGCGCGACCACCUCCGGACGCGGGACACGGGACAAGAUUCUUCCAAAACGGGCUUCCUGACCUUGUACCAGACCCGUACGCCGUCCAAGCGGGUACUUACGUCCAGCGCAUGCAGAUGUUCGCGUUGCGAUGUGCAGCGGAGGAGGACUGUCUGGCCAGGUCUGCCUACGGACCCUCGGUGCGAGACAUCGACUUCCGGGUGCUUCUACGCUUCCCGCAGAAGGUGAAGAACCAGGGCACGGCCGACUUCCUUCCUGUCAAGCCCAGGCACCAGUGGGACUGGCACAGCUGUCACCAGCACUACCACAGCAUGGAGGCCUUCAGCAACUACGACCUUCUGGACGCCGCCACCGGCCGCAAAGUGGCUGAGGGACACAAGGCCAGUUUCUGCCUGGAGGACACGGGCUGUGACACUGGGUUCCGGCGGCGCUACGCCUGCACAGCCCACACACAGGGACUGAGCCCGGGCUGUCACGACCUUUACGCCGCCAACAUCGACUGCCAGUGGAUCGAUAUCACCGACGUCGCGCCAGGAAACUACAUUUUGAAGAUCACCGUCAACCCCAACUUUCACGUGCUGGAGUCGGACUUCACCAACAACAUUGUGAGAUGCGACGUCACGUACACGGGAGUUUACGUUCAGACGCGCAAUUGUCGAGUAACAAGGGGCUGAAGAUUCAUGAAAUUUCAACAGCAACUCCUGACAUGGGAUUUUUUUCAUUUAAUUCUUUGGGUCAUUCCAGCUCAAGAAGUCGCAUUCAUUAUAGUUUCUUUGUAUUUCAUGUGUCAUGGGUCUAUAUGGUGUUUUAUUAUUAUUAUUGUUUUUUUUUAUUAUUGCUUGACUGAUGUAUUCUGUGGUGUUACGUGUUAUUUCUUUCCUUCCAAAGAUAAUAAUAUAUUGAAUUUGAUGCAUCUAUGGUGAAGUACAUUUUAUAAGGGACUAUUUUCUGCUGGAGAAUUUGGUGCAUUUUGGGCAUGGAAAAAAAAAAAAAAAUCAAUAAAAAAAAUAAAAAUAAAUCAAAGUAACAUUAACAUACUAGUUUUUACGAAGGACUGUUAGGCCAUUCUGAAAAUAACAUAAAAUACACUACAUCGAUAUAGGGCUUUUAUCUUGAAAAUAUAUGAUUUUAUGCUUGCAAAAUUGUGACUUUAUUAUCUAAAAUAUACAACUUUUGUCUAAAUCAUAUUCAACUUUAUUCUGGCAGGAUUUCAACUGAUUUUGAAAACAAAUUUUUUGAAAAUAUAAAAAUUUAAUCUAGUAGUAUUACAUAUUACAUUUUUUAAAAAAAAUUGUAUUCUCGUUACAUUAAGACUACUUAUCUUGAAAAUAAAUGUAAUGUUUUGCAAAAAUAAACAACUUUAUUUCCACAAUAUUACGAAAUGUUUAGAAAAUAUACUUUUUAUCUUGAAAAUAUACACGUUUUUUUUCUUGAAAAUAUCUAUUUUUUCUGUAAUAUACAAUUUAAUACUGGUAAAAUUGUGGUUUUUUGCUUGAGAAGACAACUUUAUUCAAAUGAUAUUAUGACUUAAAUCUCGAAAUCUUAAAAAAAUACUUCUUGUAAAAUUACAAUUUUAAUAUUGAAAAUAUGACUUGAAUCUAAAAAAAAAUAAGUUUAUUUAAAAAAAAAAACUUUAUUCCUGCAGGAUUCUGACUUUAAUCUUGAAAAUAUGCAUUUAUAUAAAAUCCUUUUUUUAAAAUAAAGAAUAUGCAACGUUAAUUUUUUAAGAUCAUGAUUUUUUUCUCAAAAAUGUGUAACUUUUUCUUGAAAAUAUAAAAAACUAAUUCUUAAAAAGAUACAACCUUUUUGUAAAAAGAAAAAAAUAUAUAUAUAUUUUUUUUUUUUCAGGGUGGCCCUUAAACAGUACUUCUUCCUAGGUUUGUAGGUUAUUUAGAAAGUGUGCGACAUAAAUGGGUUGUGAUCGAAAAAACAAGAUCGCGGAUACAAGUAGUCAAAAUGAGUUUCUUCCGCAGGGUGUCCAGGUUCUCCCUAAGAGAUAGGGUCAUCCAGGAGGGGCUCAGAGUUGAGCCGCUGCUCCUCCGCAUUGAGAGGAGCCAGAUGUGGUGGCUGGGGCAUCUGAUUAGGAUGUCUCCUGGACGCCUCCCUGGUGAGGUGUUCCGGGCAUGUCCCAUCGGGAGGAGGGCCUGGGUGCGACCCAGACCCAGACUAUGUCUCCCGGUUGGCCUGGGAAUGCGUUGGGAUCCCCCCCGAACAGCUGGAUGAAGUGGCUGGGGAGUGGGAAGUGUGGGCAUCCCUGCUUAAGCUGGUGCCCUUGCAACCUGGCCCCGGAUAAGUGGAAGAAAAUGGAUGGAUGGAUGGGACAUAAAUGCAACUGUUAGACCUUGCAGACCUCCACAAACUCUUUGCUGAUUUGAGAUUUUUAAUAGAAUUUGUUGCCUAUAACAAUAAAUGAAAUAAGAGCCAACAGUGUAGUGUAGGGGAAUGUUCAGAGAGGAUGUGCAAUAUGCCUUCAAGUUGUUUAAAACUGUUAAUAAUGGUUUAACACGAUUGUUAAUGUUAUUGUAUGUCGGAUUUUAUACAAUAAAUACUGUAAUAAGGA